UUUUUAACAAGUGGCAACUGUGAUUCGUGCCCGAUUCAUCAGUCCAUUAAUAUGGAUUACGAUCCAGAGGAGUAAUUAAUAAUUAUGCACCUAAAAAACAAAUACACCCUACUAAUGGGCGCCAAGCGAAAAAAUCAUAUGUUUAUACUUUAGAUAUCUUUAUCGAGCAAUUUCUUUUCGUAUCCUAGUAAAUGUGGGCGAGGUAUGCGCGGAAAGCCUUCACUGAGCGGAAUAUCCUAGAUAGGAAACAUAAUAAUAGCUUUCAUGCUUUAUUGACGAUAUUAAAAGUUGCACAAUUUUCGUGAAUUUAAGGGGUACGAAUGCGUACAUACAUACAUAUGUAGCUAUUAACAACAACAAAAAGCAGAAAAAUUAAGAUAAAGAGGUGGGAAGAAUUGGGUGGUUUGAAGUUGGCAGCGCAACGAUCGACCGGGUGUUAGUGGAAGUGGCGAGUUUACUCUGCCCCAUUUUAGAAAGAAUUUUGGCAGCGUUAGCAAAAUUUUGUGUGUAGCAGCGCAGCUGAAUGAGAAUUUUAAACGUACUGUGGAUUCUGCUGAAAAUGCUCUACCAACUGCUUUGGUGUCUGGCGCGCCUACUCUCAGUGCUCUUUAAUGUUUUCUGGUUCGCCUGUAAUCUCGCUUCAGCGUGUAUUCCAUGGUUGACAUUAGUAUUGCUGGUCGCUUGUGUGGCUUCCAAAUUUGCAAAGUUGCGAAGCCCCAAUGAAAAACGCUUAUUUAGUUUGCUGGGCGGUUGUGCACCGGAAGAACUAACAUAUUGGCCCAUAGCUAAUCGUGGUGCUGGCUAUGAUGCGCCCGAAAACUCUAGAGCAGCAAUAAAGAAGUGUGCUGCACGUGGCUAUAGAAAUGUGCUGCUGGAAGCCGGGUUAACUGCGGACGGGGAGAUAGUGAUCGUAAAUCGACCUACGCUGGAACGUGGCGGCUUAAUGGGUGGAACUGCGCGGUAUACGCUGGAGGAAUUGCGCAAACUGAAUAUAACUGAGCUGCAUCCAUUAGGCUCACAGUUUGAGGCUGAACAAAUACUCACGCUUGCACAGUUAAUGCAAUUCUUGGAGGAGCAACAAAGGAUAACCGUAUUCUUGCACAUUCUGGAUAAUAACGUACGAAUGCUAGAAAGGUUGAAAGCUGCAAUAGAGGCCAAUGCACAAUUUACCUCUCGUAUGAUACUCAUCAGUCGCUCCCCCUACGCUAUUUAUCAGUUACGUAAAUUGUAUCCAGAGUUGAUUUGCGGCCUUUGGACUGAGAAAUCACUGUCCUUGGCCAUACUUAAGGCCUCAACACUGAUCACAUCGAUUUAUGGCGCAUUGUUUCGCAAUAUUAUAGCACCAGUUAUUGGUAUUAGUGUUGUUUUUGUAAACAAAGAGGAAUUCAAUCUCCAUAUCGCUGAUCUUUGGCGUAAUGUUGGCGUACGGCCACUGGUAUACAAUGUAAACUCACCCAACGAAAAACGCUACUUUCAGAAGACAAUGAAAACGCAAUAUUUAACUGAUUCAUUACGCUCCGAACCACAUCUUCUUAUGAAGGCUUAGUUAAGAAAUAAUUGGCUUUGCAUGUACAUUGUACGUCUAUGUUUGUGUACUUCAUCUAUUUUUUGCAACCAAAUAUUUUCUGGAUACAAACUACACACCGUCCCUACAUAUUUAUAUUACACUAAUGCAGCUAUACAUGUUUUUUUUUUUUUAAUUUCUUUGCUGCUGGCACAAUUUCUACAUGAAACUCAAAUUUAUUUUACCAUUGUGCAUUUAAAUUGACGUAUAGGUUUUACCACGAAAUAUAUUUAUUUUUUAGUGUUUUGUAUGUAAGGCUUAGAAAGUGCUUUUAGUAGUAUAGAUUAACUCAAUAUUACAAUAUUACCUCUACGGUGAUUUUUAUGCUCUACGCAAGUCUGAAUAAUGUAACAUAAACUCAUCAUUUAAGAAGCUGUUCCCAUGUAUAGCGUACAAAAUACUUUUAAAUCGAACGAACAAAAUAAUGUAAUCUUUUACGUAACGCAUUUCGGCGAAUUUUUGACAAAAUAAUUUAAUUGAAUUCAUUACUUUUUGAUCUUUGUCAACUCCUGUUCAGAUACAUGAAAAAUUUGAGUCGAGUGGUCAUUUUCAUUUCGAGAAAAAAUUGAACAGUGAAUGAUAAUGCGGCAAUCAAUGGGUGGAUUUAACUUUGUUAAUGCAGACAUAUUUCUCUAACACCCAGCGAGACUGAAACUUGACAAGGUGAUAUAAGUGGUGUUGUCAAUAAUCUACAGUUGCGCACAUUUAAAUAAAUUAUAAUAUUAUUAAAAAUGGAAAUAUACAGUCAUGAGAAAAAUAAUAGGGCGACGACAUUUUGACCAGUUUCGGCUAUUCCUCUUUUCUUUGUUUAAUGUUCAUUAUUAUUUUUAAAUAAAAAAGGAGCUCGUUUUCUAACUAAAACAAUAUAAGUCUAAAUUUAAAACU
This is a messenger RNA of Rhagoletis pomonella (apple maggot), 2449 nucleotides long. RefSeq names its product glycerophosphodiester phosphodiesterase 1. Lineage: Eukaryota; Metazoa; Arthropoda; Insecta; Diptera; Tephritidae. Gene Ontology annotation, biological process: lipid metabolic process. Bases 524 to 1546 code for a protein of 340 amino acids. The transcript has 7 exons. The record is from RefSeq and is a predicted model, not a curated record. Gene Ontology annotation, molecular function: phosphoric diester hydrolase activity.